Molecule: messenger RNA, 1381 nt
Organism: Portunus trituberculatus (swimming crab)
Lineage: Eukaryota; Metazoa; Arthropoda; Malacostraca; Decapoda; Portunidae
Product: pro-resilin-like
Exons: 3
Coding region: 21-1199 (392 amino acids)
Cellular component (GO): extracellular matrix
Source: RefSeq, a predicted model, not a curated record
ACCCAACUGAUGCUGUACACAUGCAUCUCCUCGACCACCGCACCAUGACUGCCAAGGUGCUCCUCCUGCUGGCGCUGGUGGCAGCCGUCGCCGCCGAGGCUUCCUAUGGGGACUCAGAUGAAUCCUAUGAAUCCCACGAGUCUUACGAGUCCGAAGAGCCAGCAUACAAUUAUAACUACCAAGUGAAGGACUACUACGGCAACAAUUUCGGCCACGGGGAGCAGCGAUACGGCGAAGUGACACAAGGCUCCUACUACAACCACCUGCCCGACGGCCGCCUGCAGACAGUCAAUUACGCGGUGGACGGCUACUCUGGCUUCCUGGCCGACGUCAACUACGAGGGCGAGGCUCACUACGACUCUGGCUCCUACGAGUCCGGCGAACACUACAGGCCGACCUACCGUGCAGGCUCUGAUGAAUCGGGAGAGUCCUACGAGUCCACAUCGUACUACAGGCCAGGCUACUACAGACCCAGAUACUCCUUCGGCUCACACGAGUCUGGCGAGUCCAGAUUUGGCUUUGGCUCUGGGGAGUCUCGUGAGUCAGGAGAGUCCAGGUUCUCCUUUGGUUCAGACGAGUCCCGUGAGUCCGGAGAGUACUACAGGCCAAGGUACGGCGCGCCACGAUACUAUAGGCCACGAUACUCCGGGCCACGGUACUACAGGCCACGAUACUCCGGGCCACGGUACUACAGGCCACGGUACUACAGGCCACGGUACUCCUUUGGGUCACUGGAGUCUGGCGAGUCCAGAUUUGGGUUCGGUUCUGAUGAAUCCAUAGAAUACAGGUUUGGUUCCGGCUCGAGGGAAUCCCGUGAGUCCGGCGAGUCCAGGUUCUCCUUUGGUUCCGACGAGUCACGUGAGUCCGGCGAGUCCAGGUUUGGAUUCGGUUCGGACGAGUCCCGUGAGUUCGGAUCGUUCUACAGGCCAAGGUACGGAGGGGCACGUUUCUCCUUUGGAUCCGGCGAGUCUGGAGAGUCCAGAUUCGGUUUUGGUUCCGAUGAGUCCGGCGAAUACCGUGGUUACUACAGGCCAAGGUACUCCCGGCCCAGGUACUACAGGCCCAGGUACUACAGGCCCAGGUACUACUCCCGCAACACCAGGUACGGCCAGGGCUCCCGUAGGUCCUACAGGCCGAGAUAUUACCGUCGCUUCCGUGGCUUUGGGUCUGGUGAGUCCGGCGAGUCUUACAAGUACUAGACCAGCGGCGCCCCUCGCGGAGUCACGAGGAGUCAACGCCAACGCAGCGGGAACACCUCGCUCCGCCCCUCAUCAUACCUUCCUAUUACCUGUCUUGUCUUAAUCAGAUCUCAAUUGAUAUAUUGUAUUACGUAGAAGAAUUAAAUAUAUUUAUUCUGUCAGUAAAUAUUCUGUUAUUAGCA